GCCCCGCUAAGCAGGCUGGCUCUGACAGUGCAACGUCUCGAUCUCAGUCUCGGCUAGGUUAAUAAGCACACACCUAGGCGCGGGGCGGCCAAACAAGAACCGUGGAUCCUUUCGCCGUUGGAAUCCCACAUUCGACAUCCCGGACACCAUGGUCCGCCUGUCGCGACACAAGUCUCGCGCCCACUGCCCACCUCAAUGCAACCCUCUCGAUGCACAACACCAUGCCUCAUCAGACCGCCUACAGUACGCCAACAGACAGCCACACCAGACCCCACCGCAUCCGCCUUUUCUACUGUCUGGGUCCCUGGGUAGCAGCACACCACAUCAGCCUGUGGCCUGUUCGGAGUUGCUUCCCAUCUCUCCGACUGCCCAUCCGGGCCUGUUUUCUGACAAGACACCAUGUUCAUCCCCAGCGCUUCCCCAGACACCUGGUUCCCUUGUCGGGUCGGCAUUGGCGUUGGCGGGAAGGCAUACGCAGAUAGGGAAUGGUGCGACGGUGCAGCCUGACCAAAUGCCGCGUUCUGUGGAAAGCCGCCGUCCGCAAAUAAGUCAAGCGUCCUCAACGGAUACCGUGGGGCGCGUGAAGCCGCAUCUCGCUCACCGCACCGUCGCUCGAGGACAUACCUAGCUGCCAUUGCACGCUACCGUCCGGAGCUGAGAACGUCCAAGCCGUCUAACCUCCUUCCUAAUCGGCACUGGAUACGGCUGCAUACCACCGUCACCUUGGCUGCUACACAAAAUCACCACGGGCACCCAAGCCUCUAGCCACUUCCUUGGUCCCAAAUGCCGGCAAGGGGAAGAAAUGAUCUGCUCACCA
Messenger RNA from Parathielavia appendiculata, 817 nucleotides. RefSeq lists its product as uncharacterized. The record is from RefSeq and is a predicted model, not a curated record. Lineage: Eukaryota; Fungi; Ascomycota; Sordariomycetes; Sordariales; Chaetomiaceae. The transcript is spliced from 2 exons. Bases 149 to 628 code for a protein of 159 amino acids.